AUGCCGUUGUAUGAAGUCGAACACUGUAUUGCCUUGAGUAAAGCCCAGCGCAACGAGCUUGCUCAAGCUAUCACCCUUCUUCAUACGCGCAAAUUCACCACCCCCAGCCUUUUCGUGAAUGUCCGCUUCGUGGAUGCAAGUAAUUCUUGUAGCUAUAUAGGAGGAAAAGAGGUUCGUUAUUCAUACAGCCCAUCCGAGAUUCACUUCCAAACACUCAUACAGCGUGCGAUCAAUCGCAUCAUUGCCUAUGUUCGACCGGGCGGCAAUCGAACCACGGCCGAUUUCGAAGAGCUCGCUCAGCGUGUCACUGAUGCUUGGAAUCAGAUCGUUGUGCAGGGAGCCGAGUGUAGGACCAAAGAAAGCCAGCUGAAUCGAGUCUUCAUCAUGGGUACUAUUACCGCGGGGAUGGAAAAUGGAUUUCUUUUACCACGGGCUGGAGAGGACGCCACUUGGUUAAGGGACAAUGCACCGAGAUUUGAGGAGUUGGCGAAACAGGGGGAUCGUGACUUCAUUGAGCUAGUGGCGGAGAUGGAGAGCAGAGACGAUUUAUCCGCAAAGACGAAGCAGCGCAUGUCACAAACCAAUGCCAGCCCCCCGACCGUACAGGGUCCGUUAUCAGUGGUACAAGCGCGAGAGAAUCCGGCUUAUGUUCCGCAUCCUGAAGAAGACCGCAGAACAUCCCUAACACAGAUUGUGGAAAACAGUUCUCAUCCACCCCAGCAAAAACCCCCGGAGCCUAGAGGUCGCAAGCCCCGAUUUGCUACGCUCUCCAGUGAGGUGGAGAGAUCCCUGUCGCUUAUAUACCGGGAGCUUGAGUCGGCUACCUUACUCAAACGACAAAUUGAACAAUUGCAGGUGGAGAAUUCGCGGUACCAACAAAUCAUCAAGAUCCACGAUCAGGAUCUGAUCGCUCUGCGUAGAGGGAUUGGCAAUCCGCGCGUCUCGGAUGGAGAGCUGCAAAGCCUGAAAGCCACGGCUGGUCAGUAUGAUACGGUAUUGCAAGAGUUGAACGAAUCCCGAGCGGAGAACGUAACCCUUGCAGAGAAUCUAAAAGCCGCGAAGGAUGAGACGGCAAAGACUAAUACAGUUUUAGACGAAUGGAAGGGGAAGCUUGCCAGGCUCAUUCAAGAAUGGCUUAUCUCUGAGCUAAAGGAAUCUAUAUGUGCUUUACCUAAUAGAAGCCCUAUGUGA
This is a messenger RNA of Aspergillus nomiae NRRL 13137, 1191 nucleotides long. RefSeq lists its product as uncharacterized. The transcript is spliced from 3 exons. The coding region runs from base 1 to 1191 and encodes 396 amino acids. NCBI's taxonomy places the organism in Eukaryota, Fungi, Ascomycota, Eurotiomycetes, Eurotiales, Aspergillaceae. The record is from RefSeq and is a predicted model, not a curated record.